Molecule: messenger RNA, 747 nt
Organism: Zea mays
Lineage: Eukaryota; Viridiplantae; Streptophyta; Magnoliopsida; Poales; Poaceae
Product: Os07g0120600-like protein
Exons: 1
Coding region: 102-533 (143 amino acids)
Source: RefSeq, a predicted model, not a curated record
CCGAUCAAACAAGCACUUCAUCAUCACUCUCAAAUACAACCAGCUACAUACAGUUUACAAGUAUAUAUAUUCCCUUUCUUGCCGCUCUCCAUUUGUAAACCAUGGCGUCCCAGGCCAUCGAGAGCCACCGCGCCGGUGCAGAGGUCUGCACCGGAGACGCCGCAUGCAGGAAGAAGUCCAUUGAGCUGCUGGAGGAGCUGGGCCUUCCCAAGGGCCUGCUUCCUAUGGAGGACAUCCAGGAGUUCGGAUACAACCGUGACACGGGGUUCAUGUGGCUGGUGCAGGGGAAGAAGAAGGUCGAGCACACCUUCAAGAAGAUCAAGCAGACGGUGUCGUACGCCGCCGAGGUGACGGCGUUCACUGAGAAGGGUAAGCUGAGGAAGAUCACCGGCGUCAAGACCAAGGAGCUGAUGCUCUGGCUUAGCGUCGUGGAGGUGUACGUCCCCGAGGCCUCGCCCGAGAAGGUCACCUUCAAGACUGGGACCGGCCUCUCGGACAGUUUCGAUGCCGCUGCAUUUGCUCUUGGCGAAUGAGGAAUCAACCUAAAUGAUGUAUUGAUGUGUACGAGAAAAAAAAUAUUAAAACAUCAGUGCUUAAGGCUAAAAAACAUGCUCCAUGAGCUUAUAUGAUCUUCUUGAUACCGGAAUCUGUAUAAUUGCUUGUUGUUUUAUUUUUUUCCUUUCCCCUUUCUUAUAUAUCCUUAUUGAAAUAUAAACCGAAAGUAUUGUUUUGGCUCUGCUCCUUCAA